AUGAGCUUCUAUCGAACGACCGGUAGGUAUGGUGCAGCUAAGAGAUCUAAGAGCAUGAAUGAAGAAAUUGUGAGCAUCUCAGAUUCAGGGUCAACGACAAGCUCAGGAUCUGAGGAUAACGGAAGCUCAGAUGAGGAGCCAGCGAGCAGGGAAAUGUUGACGUACUGGAGACUUUCAUCAAUCGGCAAAGGAGAUGCAUACUCUCCCAGAGCCAUUCGAAUUACGUCCCACGUUCUCGUUCGACAUAUCAACUCCGUAUGGUUCACUGUCGAGUGGAAUGACGGUGAAGAGUCAUGGGAACCCGAAUCUGCAUUACAGGGCUAUCAACCAGAGCUGGUCUAUGCUUACUGGGAUGCAAUGCAAGGGGGACGCGAAAGGGCCACCAAAUUCAAUUUGUUCCAUGUCUUUACAAUUCUCGAACACAGAACCAAGAGAGAUUCUAGCAGGAGACGCGCUAAAAAGAUUUGCUAUAAGGUCCAGUGGGUUGGGUACGAUGUGAAAGAUCACAGCUGGGAGCCGGCAGCGAAAGUUGCUCAUCUUGUUCCAUGGAUGAAGGAAGAGUAUGAUAAGAUGCAUGGGCUGUGA
Molecule: messenger RNA, 585 nt
Organism: Fusarium mangiferae
Lineage: Eukaryota; Fungi; Ascomycota; Sordariomycetes; Hypocreales; Nectriaceae
Exons: 1
Coding region: 1-585 (194 amino acids)
Source: RefSeq, a predicted model, not a curated record